AUGGCCUCCUUCCCUCAGCACGAUCCUGUCAAGCAUCAGGACAUGAAUGAUUCCUUCUCAAGUCUGCUCUACGGCAUCUCCGUUCUCUGCAUCCUUCCGUUGGCCAGCUUUCUGGCCGUACUCUGUUACCUCACGGGUCGGCGUCGUGUCAAAAGCCUGACAACCAGACGGCAGCUAAAGACGUCUCCGGUCGUCACAUUCUCCAAUCCUGCCAACGGCUACAAGUCACCUCCGUUAGGCUAUCCCCGAAUUUGUUCGUUGCCGAUGAGCCACAUCACACAGCACCGGCUGCCAUCUCUCGGGCCAGAAUCCCUCGGCUCCACGUACAACUCUCCGUCCGCCAGAGCCUACACCGGCAACUUGAGCCGCGACAUUUCCGGUUGUCAAGUGAUCUGCAACAACCUCGGCCAUCGCGCCGCAGACAGCUCGGCCGGCAGCCUCGUCUCGGGUCUCGAUUUGUCCCCAGGCCAGGACGUCAAGACCGAAUCCGGCCUCGAGUCUCUCGCCUCCUCGAAGAUGGCCACCCUGUUCAGGGGUUUUGCUGCCAACACGCUCAAUUCAGCUGAGCUACCCUCGCCGUCUGGACGGCUGGCCGGAUUC
Molecule: messenger RNA, 600 nt
Organism: Protopolystoma xenopodis
Lineage: Eukaryota; Metazoa; Platyhelminthes; Monogenea; Polystomatidea; Polystomatidae
Source: the annotation of a GenBank genome assembly